AUGGGUGUCUUGAGCUGCAUGAAGUACCUGAUGUUCAUCUUCAACGUGCUGGUGUUUUUCUUCAUCCUCGUCAGCCUCGUCUUCCUCACACAGCUCAUUGGGGCCGUUCUCUUUCUGGUGCACUGGAAACAGGUCCAGCCUGAGCAAUUCCUGUCUGAGCUGCAGAGGAACUAUGGUGGGGAUGAGGGUGCUGAGGUCUUCUCCACAGCCUGGAACACCCUCAUGGUCACGUUCUCGUGUUGUGGUGUUCUAGGACCCGAAGACUUUGGGAACGGCUCCCGCUUCCAGGAGCUGCACCCAGGGAUGCCGUGGCCACGGGCAUGCUGUGCCCGGGAUGGGCUCCUGCAGGCGGGAGAGGUCCUGGGCUGGGAGCAGUGCCAGGACAGAAGCCCGGGCUACAUCCACGAGCAGGGCUGCUUCUCUACCUUCGGCAGGACUCUGCAGAGGUACAUCUCCCUCCCUGGGACCUGCAGCUUAGCCGUGCUGGGCAUUGAGAUCUUUGCCAUGUUCUUCGCCUUCUGCCUUUACUACAACUUCGACUGA
Ficedula albicollis (Collared flycatcher) is the source of this 543-nucleotide messenger RNA. RefSeq names its product tetraspanin-18-like. The record is from RefSeq and is a predicted model, not a curated record. Gene Ontology annotation, cellular component: membrane. Bases 1 to 543 code for a protein of 180 amino acids. The transcript has 6 exons. NCBI's taxonomy places the organism in Eukaryota, Metazoa, Chordata, Aves, Passeriformes, Muscicapidae.